Messenger RNA from Phlebotomus papatasi, 1693 nucleotides. RefSeq names its product facilitated trehalose transporter Tret1-like. The record is from RefSeq and is a predicted model, not a curated record. Gene Ontology annotation, molecular function: transmembrane transporter activity. Gene Ontology annotation, cellular component: membrane. NCBI's taxonomy places the organism in Eukaryota, Metazoa, Arthropoda, Insecta, Diptera, Psychodidae. The transcript is spliced from 4 exons. Gene Ontology annotation, biological process: transmembrane transport. Bases 279 to 1664 code for a protein of 461 amino acids.
AGUAUUGCUUGAUACACAGAGUUAUAUGGAUGUGUUUGAGCAGUAUUAAACAUUUAAUUGCCCCAUAUUGGUUUGGUUUAUUUUUUUCAUGUGAACAUGAACUUCCUUUACAAUGAUCACCACACCAUCUCCAUUCUUUCUUUUUGGUAUUUAUCAGAAAACUUCUUGAUGCCGCUGAAAUAAGUAGUCAGUUGGUGUUCGACUUUUGAUGGUGCAAGACUUUCAAUAACACAAAAUAGCCAAAGACUGAAUUACAUAAGUUCAAGACUGAAUAUACAAUGGGGGCCCUUAUUAACCAAUUUUAUGCAACUCUUUGUGCUAAUAUCGCCUCAGUGGUUUAUGGUUUUGCUGUUGGCUGGGUAUCACCUACAUUUCCGCAACUCCUCAGUGAAAACAGUCCCUUACCUAGUGGUCCUAUAACAACAGAUGAUGCUUCCUGGAUUAGUUCACUUCUGUAUAUUGGAGGAUCAGUUGGUACUAUUAUCUUUGGAUGGUUGGCAGACAAAAUAGGAAGAAAAUGGGCACUUUACCUUGGCACUGCACCUCAUAUAGUGGCCUUCCUUCUUAUCACUUUCGCCCAGAAUGUUAUCUACCUGUAUGUAUCUCGCUUUUUGAGUGGCAUCGCUGGUGGGGCGCUGCUCUGUGUAUUGCCAAUCUACGUAUCAGAAAUCUCUGAAAAUAGAAUAAGGGGGGUCCUUGGUUUCUUUGUUGGAAAUCUCGUGAGCACUGGAAUACUAUUGGGAUACAUUGUCGGCACGUAUGUGCACUUUGAAGAGUAUUCAUAUAUUGUUCUUGGAUUUCUCGGAAUUUUCUCCGUUGUCUUUGCACUCCUUCCAGAAACACCACAGUAUCUCCUGAUGAGGAAUAAAAUUGGGGCUGCGGAGGAUUCUUUAAAGUUCUUCCGUGGUUUUCACGGAGCCAGAAAGAACUACGUCAAUGAGGCGUUUAAUGAAGAAUUUGAUCGUCUCAAGACUUUCAGUAAUAAGGGUAGUGAUGUGUCACCCCUGUCGAUGGAAGACUUUAAAUCGAGGAGUACUCGUCUUGGAUUGCUGAUAAGCUUUGUGCUCCUUACUGGAAGGAACUUAUGUGGCCUCUUUCCUUUGAUUACCUUUACGGGAAUGGUAUUUGAAGAGGCAGAAUCAUCUCUAUCUCCUAAUACGUCAGCUAUUAUUGCAGCAGUGAUCAUGCUAGCUGGUGGGAUUUUUUCAAAUUUCCUCAUUGACAAGGCUGGCCGAAAGAUGCUCUUGCUACUAUCGUCUUUGGGUACGGGUAUCUGUCUCGUAGCCCUGGGAGUGCACUUCUUCCUGAAGCAACAAGGGGUCGAUAUGUCUGCUCAUGGAUGGCUUCCGAUGGUGUCUUUCUGUGGAGCUAUAUUCAUUGGCAGCUGGGGAUUGCUUAUUAUCCCCUUCUUUGUCAUGGCUGAAAUCUUACCAACAAAGGUUCGUGGCAUCACAGCCACUGUCUUCAUGGUCAUCCAGUGGCCGAUAACCUUCGUCCUGGUCAAAUACUUCAUAAUCAUUGGGUAUGACUAUGGAAUGCACACUUGUAUGUGGUUUUUUGCCGCUUGCUGUUUCCUCCAAGUCAUCUUUAUUGCCUUUAUGCAACCAGAAACGAAAGGCAAAAGCACAGAAGAGAUAAUCGAGAUUUUGUCCAAGAAGAAAUAAAGUGGAGAAGUUUGUUUUGAUAUUCAAAA